Gossypium raimondii (Peruvian cotton) is the source of this 2065-nucleotide messenger RNA. Its product is annotated as protein NRT1/ PTR FAMILY 6.2. Bases 175 to 1920 code for a protein of 581 amino acids. Lineage: Eukaryota; Viridiplantae; Streptophyta; Magnoliopsida; Malvales; Malvaceae. The transcript is spliced from 6 exons. Gene Ontology annotation, cellular component: membrane. Gene Ontology annotation, molecular function: transmembrane transporter activity. The record is from RefSeq and is a predicted model, not a curated record. Gene Ontology annotation, biological process: oligopeptide transport; transmembrane transport.
ACAUUUUAUUCAUUUAAUUGUUAUCACUUGUUGCCUAUAAAAGGGGAACCUAGUUUCCAAACACAUCAAAGUUGUGAGUUAAAGUUAGCAUAGAAGUUUAAAGGCAUUCUUACACCCUACUUCUCUUCUGUCUUUCUCUUUUUCAGCUAAAUCCCACUUGUUGAAUAGUAGAACAUGGAAGGGAAGAUGAGCUGGACGGUGGCGGAUGCGGUGGACUACAAGGGUUUCCCUGCUGACAGGUCGAAAACCGGAGGUUGGGUUCCGGCUGCACUCAUUCUAGGGAUUGAGAUCUGUGAGAGGCUUUCAACAAUGGGAAUUGCAGUUAACCUUGUGACAUACUUGGUUGGUGUAAUGCAUUUGCCAAGUUCAACUUCAGCCAAUGUUGUGACAGAUUUCAUGGGGACAUCUUUCCUCUUGUGUUUGCUUGGAGGCUUCCUUGCUGAUUCAUUCCUUGGCAGAUACAAGACGAUUGCCAUCUUUGCCGCUAUACAGACACUGGGGACUGGGGCAUUAGCAAUAGCUACAAAACUGCCACAACUACGCCCACCACCAUGCCAUGCAUCGGCAUCCCAUACAUGCAAACCAGCCAAUGGAUUUCAGAUGGGGAUUUUGUACGUGGCCUUAUACCUAAUUGCACUAGGCACUGGUGGCCUAAAAUCUAGUGUCUCGGGAUUUGGAACUGAUCAGUUUGAUGACAAAGAUGAAAAGGAGAAAGCCCAAAUGACCUAUUUUUUCAACAGGUUCUUCUUCUUCAUUAGUACUGGAACCCUGACGGCGGUUACGGUGCUCGUCUACUUACAAGAUGAAGUCGGUCGAAGCUGGAGUUAUGGAAUCUGCUCUGUUUCCAUGUUUGUAGCCAUCUUGAUAUUCUUAUCAGGGACUAAAAGAUACAGAUAUAAGAAAAGUAUAGGAAGUCCAAUAGUUCAGAUUUUCCAGGUUAUUGUAGCUGCAAUAAAUAAGAGGAAGAUGGAACUCCCUUACAGUGUUGAAUUGUUAUAUGAGGACACCCCAGAGGCUCAAAGAAUUCAUCACACAGAUCAGUUCCAGUUCUUGGACAAGGCAGCCAUUGUUGCCGAAGGAGAUUUCGAAAGAAAUGUUGUUUCAGCUCCAAAUCCAUGGAAACUUUGUUCUGUCACAAAGGUAGAGGAAGUGAAAAUGAUGGUGGGGCUUUUGCCGGUGUGGGCCACAACCAUCAUAUUUUGGACCACUUACGCCCAGAUGAUCACUUUCUCAGUGGAGCAAGCCUCCACCAUGGAAAGAUCAAUUGGAGGUUUCCUAAUUCCUGCCGGUUCCCUCACCGUCUUCUUCGUAGCAGCUAUACUGAUCACCCUUGCGGUAUACGACCGUCUCAUUAUGCCAUUAUGGAAGAAAUUGAAAGGAAAACGAGGUUUUACCAACCUACAGAGAAUUGCCAUAGGCCUAGUCCUAUCAACGUUGGGAAUGGCGGUCGCGGCACUAGCCGAGAAGAAACGAUUGGCAGUGGCGAGAACCGUGGGUGCCACCACAACAACGCUGCCUAUAAGCGUGUUCAUGCUGAUCCCACAGUUCUUCCUAGUGGGGGCUGGUGAGGCCUUCAUCUACACAGGCCAACUUGAUUUUUUCAUCACUCAAUCCCCCAAAGGAAUGAAAACCAUGAGCACUGGUCUCUUCCUCACGACACUAUCGCUGGGUUUCUUCGUCAGCAGUUUCCUGGUAUCAGUAGUGAAAAAAGUGACGGGAAGCAAUGAUGGGCAAGGAUGGCUAGCGGAUAACAUAAACCAUGGGAGACUUGAUUGCUUCUAUGGACUUUUAGCAGUUCUAGGCGUGAUAAACUUCGUACUGUAUCUUGUUUUUGCGGUGUGGUAUAAACCAAAGAACCCAAAACCUGCCCUACAGAUGGAGACCAUUGUCAAUGGCUCAUCUGCUGAGAAUAAGUGCUAGAAACAUGUUAUUAUUGCAUUUUGUUGGUGUUGUUUUAACUUUAGUUUCAUCGCCUUCUUUUGUGUAUUAUAAUAACUGGUUUGGGUUUGGUUUCCUUUCUCUUAUUGUCUUUUACAAUCAAUAGAGAAUCAAGGUUUCAGUUUCA